CCUUCCGCUCCGACCCUCCACCAAACCUCUUGGUCCUCUCCAUCUAAGAUAAUUCUGUAUCCUCACGAAAGGGAGAGCUCGCCGGCUAGAACGCCUCGCUUUGUCAUCGUGAUAAGUGAAGGGUUUCGUCGCCGGAGCUCCUCCUGAUACCGAUUGAGACUUCGGGUAUCGGCGAUCUUAGUCGGCCGACGUCUGAUCUACCUUUAGCGGAUCGAAUCCUUUCCGCUUUCACCGGAGAAAAAAUUACUUAAUUAAGGCGAUUGCAUAUUAUUCACCAGCAGCAUGAAGAAAGCCUUUGAUCAAACUGUUAGGGAACUAAAGAGAGAGGUCAACAAAAAGGUUUUGAAGGUACCUGGAAUUGAACAGAAGAUCCUUGAUGCAACAAGCAAUGAACUUUGGGGUCCUCAUGGGUCGCUUCUGGCUGAUAUUGCACAAGCUACACGAAAUUAUCAUGAGUAUCAAAUAAUAAUGCAUGUGAUUUGGAAGAGGCUCAAUGAUACUGGCAAAAAUUGGCGUCACGUAUAUAAGUCCUUGACAAUUUUGGAAUACCUGGUUGGGCAUGGAUCUGAACGAGUUAUUGAUGAGAUCAGGGAACAUGCUUACCAAAUAUCAACUCUAUCUGACUUCCAAUACAUUGAUUCUAGCGGAAAGGAUCAGGGGAAUAACGUACGAAGAAAAUCUCAAGCACUCGUUUCCCUUGUUAAUGAUAAAGAAAAAAUACAGGAGGUUAGACAGAAAGCACUUGCAAACAAAGACAAGUAUCGUCCCACUUACGGUUCGAGUGGAUCAUAUAAGCCAGGUUAUGGUGACCGUUAUGAUGAUGAUCGUUAUGGAGGUAGAGAUGAUGAUCGAAAUGGCUAUGGGAGAGGAAAAGAUUCGAGUUACAGAGAUGAUGAAAGGUAUGGUAGAGGUGGAGACUUCAAUAGGUAUGGUGACGGGUUCGGUAAAGAUUUUGAUGAACACUCCGGACGAGGAAGUUACAAAAAUGAUGAUGAUAGCAGAAGUGGACGGGGUAAUAAUGAUGAUUAUACAUUUGGUCCAAGAAGUAAGAGUUUUGACAAAGACAAAGAUCAUUCAUACGAGGAAGAUGAUAGUUACUCCUAUCGAAAUGGCGGUGAUAGGGCCAAUGAUGCUUCUCCCGAUGAAAGGAACCCUGAACGAAAGCUUUCAGAACAAGGUGCUGGUGCACCGCCCAGCUAUGAAUCAGCAAUAAGAAGUGAUAACAAUAUUUUGCGGGAUGAGAGGAAUGAAGGGGUUGGAACAGCAGCUGCCCCCAAAGAUUUGUCGCCGACCGUGCCUAAAACAUCAUCCCCUCAGAAUAAUCAUCAUGGAGAGCACCACGCUGCUACAGGAGUGCAUUCAUCACCCAUGACAAUGGAUGAUUCUUCUUUUGAUGAAUUUGAUCCCCGCGGCUUCACCCCAGCUGUAAAUUUUGCUCCACUGGCUGCCAGUUCUGCUUCACCAGCUGCCAGUGAUUCAGUCGUAGAUCUCUUUGGGAACUCAUCGACACUUGAUCCAGUGAAUUCUUUGGCCCUUGUGCUGACUUCUCCGACGACAACAACGAAUGAUACAGAGGUGGCAACCACAGAUUCAGGCUUUGGGACAAAUUUUGUGGCCUUGUCAUCAGCAUCUGCUGCAUUAAGCCAGCCUACUGAAGAUCCAUUUGGAGAUGGUCCUUUUAAGGCUUUUCCACAAGAGAAUUUUUCAAGUCAGGUACAAACCUCUGUGUCAGCAGCUUCUUCUGCUCCUUCCUUCCCACCAUCUGUCCAAUCAAUGUCAACUCCUGAGCCUGUCACACCUUUAAGCCCAUUAAUGGAGUCUUCGUUGGACUUCGGUUUUGGGGAUUCAUUAAGUGCUCUAAGCUACACCCCUUCUGUUGCAACCAAUCCCAUCUAUUCUUCACACCCAACACUUAUUGCUUCAGAGUUUCCACCAGCUCAUUCAUCGAUUCCACAAGCUACUCCUUUAACCAUACAGUCAGUUCAACCGAUGUUUCAACAGAAUGUUCUGGCAGCCCAGUCAUCGAUUCCACAAGCUACUCCUUUAACCAUACAGUCAGUUCAACCCAUGUUUCAACAGAAUGUUCUGGCAGCCCAGUCAUCCAUUCCACAAGCUACUCCUUUACCCAUACAGUCAGUUCAACCCAUGGUUCAACAGAAUAUGCUGGCAGCUCAGUCAUCGAUUCCACAAGCCACUCCUUUACCCAUACAGUCAGUUCAACCCAUGGCUCAACAGAAUAUUGUGGCAACUCCACAGAAUUUUCCGCAGCAGCCGGGGCUGUCUUUUCCUGUAACUCAACGGCCACCGACUACCAAUGUUUCCGGACCAUCGAAUGUGAAGCAAUCAAAUGAUACAUUCGAGACGAAGUCAUCGGUUUGGGCUGAUACGUUGAACCGAGGUCUCGUUAACCUAAACAUUUCUGGAUCAAAAACCAAUCCAUUGGCAGAUAUAGGGGUGGACUUUGAUUCCAUUAAUAGGUUGGAAAGAAGGAAAGAGAAGGAAAAAGGUUCUGCAAAUCCUCUCACUUCUACUGUCACUAUGGGCAAAGCCAUGGGCUCAGGGUCCGGAAUCGGCCGUGCGGGAGCUGGGGCCAUUAAUCCAACAAGGCCCGCUAUGGGAUUGGGAAUGGGGAUGGCCAUGGGCGGCGGUGGGAUCGGAAUGGGUGGCCCCGGUGCAAUGGGAAUCGGUGGUUACAACGGUCCCAUGAAUCAGCCCAUGGGCAUGGGCGGAGGAAUGGGCAUCGGCCAAGGAAAUUAUAUUCGUGCUCGGCCCGAAACGCAAUCCCCUACACCAAGCUUUCCCGGGUCAGGCUACAAUUCCAUGGUGGGGAUGGGAGGCUACGGUUCUCAGCAACCAUAUGGUGGCGGAUAUAGGUGAAUGAACCCGGAAACUUUUCGGAAAGCAUAAAUACAGCCAAUACAUUAGAGAGAGGGUGUUACAAAAAAUUCAUGUUCUUGGAAAGAUUUCCUCUUAUAGUUUAGCUCAAGAAAACUUCUUGCAUUAAUGAUCAUUAUUGUACUUGUACUUAAUCUUUAGAUUAAUCAAGGAACAAUAUUGAUCACUAGCAUAAGAAUUUUUCUUGAACUAAGCUAAGUGGAGAAAUCUCUCCCAUUCUUGACACUUUUCUGUAGUUUUUUUUUUUUUAGUUUUUCUGGGUGCAUUAUUGGUGUAUGUUGGGAUGUAUUUCUAUACAUAGUACAGGUGAUGAUGUCAGUCUUUGAAGUGUUAUGCUGCAACUAUCUCUGUUGUGCCUGAAGCUUCUACUGGAUUUCUGCAUUCAGAUUCGUCCACAGCGUAAUCAACGUCUGGAAUGGGGGUAUUGUGAUAUUGUUAUUAUAUUAUUGCAGUUGAGGAAGAGAGUACUAUUAUAUAAUAAUUCAUUUGUUUUUUUUGUUGUUUUGAGAGGAAC
Messenger RNA from Phalaenopsis equestris, 3409 nucleotides. Its product is annotated as clathrin interactor EPSIN 2-like. Lineage: Eukaryota; Viridiplantae; Streptophyta; Magnoliopsida; Asparagales; Orchidaceae. The transcript has 14 exons. The record is from RefSeq and is a predicted model, not a curated record. Gene Ontology annotation, molecular function: phospholipid binding; clathrin binding. Bases 283 to 2877 code for a protein of 864 amino acids. Gene Ontology annotation, cellular component: plasma membrane; clathrin vesicle coat; endosome. Gene Ontology annotation, biological process: endocytosis.